AGCUCGGGUGUCUAAGCGCCCCGUCCAUUCCUUGUCUCUCGCGUCCAUCUAGUUUCCCUGGGCCGACUUUUCGCUCGUCUGUCCGCUUGGCUGCUCCGCCACUGGCCUCCCAUGCACUAAAUCAUUUCAGUCGGUGCGCUUGGCCUCGUUUACCACCUAUAUGGCGCACAGCGCAGUGCACUGGCGGCACUGUCAUAUCUCCUCUAUCGAGUCGCGGACUACAUCGGCCUCAUGGCCCUUCUUUCUUGCUUCCUGGAAGACAUUGCCUGGUGCAUUCUACCGGGGAGCGUGCACCGUUACAUCUGGCCGCCUUACAAUAUCGCCGUCAUCGCUUUCAGAAAUAGGGAUCACAGUCGACACGGUCUGCUCGUGUUCGAGAGAGUCGACGACGACCUGAACGUGACCAUGAUUGAAGUGGAAAGGGGCAGAGGUCGGCCCCGGUGUGCUAGAUGCCCACGAGAAGAUCCACAGCGCAGUGGGCAUCAUGAGUUUUGUGCACGGUGCGGAGUGUGCUAUUGCAGCCAAAAGUGUCGCAAAGCCGAUGCACGUAAGCAUCGUCGUACUUGCCCUCCUGCUUGAUAGCAGCUCUCCGUACAGUAGAUAUUCCUGUCGCAUUGGUGCUGCCGUUUCUCAUCAUUCCUGCGUACGUUCCUCGACGCCCUCGUCGUAAAUAUCCUGUUACUUCACACACUCUUCAAUUUCGAGGAUAAUGGGCGCAUGAAAGGCCAAGAGCGCAUUGGCUUGAA
Messenger RNA from Schizophyllum commune H4-8, 746 nucleotides. RefSeq lists its product as uncharacterized. Lineage: Eukaryota; Fungi; Basidiomycota; Agaricomycetes; Agaricales; Schizophyllaceae. Bases 232 to 579 code for a protein of 115 amino acids. The record is from RefSeq and is a predicted model, not a curated record. The transcript is spliced from 3 exons.